GGGAGUCUUCGCGUCCGCGCAACUCUCUCCAGUCCACCAGAGCGCGCGACGGAGAGGAUCGGGCGCGUUGUAAGCACGCCGUCUCACAUUUCUCUCCAAAGUCUCUCUCCACCUGAUUAUUUUUCUCUCUGACAGAUACACACAGACAUUAGACAGCAUGGGACUCUAAAUAUUCUCACUCAUCUAGUGGAUAUCGGACAUUUCUGCGCUUAUGCGAGAGCGGGAAAGAGACAGAAUGGGAUUUUAGUGUCUUCAUGAAACAGCUAUCAAUAUGACUCGCUCCGUGAGUUCCGUGGAUUUUACCCGCAGGCGAACAUCCAGUGAAUGAUGGACGAGAACAAGCAGCUCGCGCGGCAGAUCGAUGGCGCGAGUCCGGAGGUGACGAGCCUGCGUGUGGAGCUGACAGCCACCGGCCGCGGACCGGCGGAACUCGGAGAGCUAGAAGAACAGGGAGAACCGCAGGAACAUCAGCGGCAACAGAACCAGCACGAUGCAUCAGUGCAACGUCAGAAAGCAUUGAAUGACCUUAGUCAAAAAAGUGACAUCGUUAUCCAGGAUAAAUCAUUAGAUAAAGUGCUGUUGCAUGAGGAGGUGGUGCGUCUACAGGAGGAGGUGACUGUGUUAAAGCAGGUGAGGGAGAUGUUGAAUCGUGAGCUGGAGGAGACGGGAGGUGGCUGCUCCGUAGAGAUGCUGUCGGUCUCGCAGCUCCGGGUCCAGCUGACGCAGAAAGAACAGGAGUUGGACCGAGCAAAGGAGGCAUUACAAGCAAUGAAGGCAGACAGGAAGCGUUUGAGGUUGGAGAGGACUGAUCUUGUAAAUCAGAUGCAGCAGCUUUACACAACACUGGAAAGCCGAGAAGAGCAGCUACGAGACUUUAUACGCAACUAUGAACAACAUCGAAAAGAGAGUGAAGAUGCAGUGAGAGUCUUGGCGAGGGAGAAGGAUUUGUUAGAGCGGGAAAAGUGGGAUCUGCGUCGACAAACCAAAGAGGCCACGGAACACGCAAGUGCACUCCGCUCUGCACUGGACCUGAAAGAGAACAGGAUCAAGGAGCUGGAGGCUGAACUAGCUAUGAUGAGUAACUUUAUGGCUCAGAAACUAGAGAGUCGCGUGUUCGUUCGCUCUCCAGAAAGACCAGCCUCACCUAAAAAUGUGUCGGCAAAACAGUCUUUGGCUACUCUCACCAAGGAUGUUCCUAAGCGACACUCGCUGGCCAUGCCGACGGAGACUGUCGUCAACGGCAACCAAGAGUGGGCGAUGCAUGCAGAGCUUCCUCUGACUGCGGCUAUACGACAGAGUCAGCAGAACCUUUACUACUCAAUGGACAGACAGGUGUUAAAAGCACCGCUGUGUGUUUGCGACACGGAAAGCAUCGGCAUGAUGUCAUCAGCCGCAGCUCGUAUCAGUCCCUGUCACUCCAAACAACCGUCCGUCAUCUCUGACGCCUCUAUGAUGGAGGGAGAAAGAUGCCCAACCCCGUCAGAUUCUCCACGGCACAGAACGCACUCUCUCUGCAACUCUCUAGAGGAUUUAGAGGAGCAGAGACGCAGGAAGAAGAAGGAAAGGAUGGGACUGGGCUCUCUGUCGCGGGUGUUCGGUCGAGGGAAGCAAAGGAAGUCCAUGGAUCCAACUCUGUUUGAUGACUCAGACAGUGCAAUAAGCCCCACCCGUCUCAGCGUGAGCCUAUCGGAAUGCGAGGAACAGCUGGAUCGCCUGCAACAGGUGGAGCUUGCGCGGACUGUGCCCAUGUCUCAUUGGCGCGCUGGAACCGUGCAGGCGUGGCUCGAGGUGAUCAUGGCCAUGCCAAUGUACGUGCGGGCAUGUGCAGAUAACGUUAAGAGUGGGAAGGUUUUAUUAGUUCUAAAUGACGAGGACCUGGAGUUUGUUUUGGGAAUAAGCAAUUCAAUGCACCGCAGGAAAUUGCGUCUGGCUAUUGAGGACUACAGGGGUGCAGAAUCAGGGCGUGGGCUUUCUAAAGCAGCUGAUAUGGAUCAUCACUGGGUAGCUCAGGCCUGGCUGACUGAUGUGGGUCUUCCUCAGUACUCCCAGUUCUUUCACACUCACCUGGUGGACGGACGUCUCCUGAGUACACUUACACGCACAGACUUGGAUAAACAUAUGCACGUGUCUAAAAAAGCCCAUCAGAGCAGCCUUCUGCUGGGAAUACAACUGCUACACACUCUCAACUUGGACAAAGAGAUUUUGCAGUCCAGGCGAGCAGAGUGUGAGAAUCAGAACACGGAUCCAAUGGUGUGGACUUGUCAUCGUGUUGUCAAAUGGAUCAAGGAGAUUGAUCUAAAGGAAUUCGCUGACAACCUUCAGAACAGCGGGGUUCAUGGAGCUGUCAUGGUGUUGGAUUCCUCCUUCAACUCAGAUACCAUGGCAACAGCUUUAUGUAUUUCAAGCAGCAAGCACAUGGUCCGUCAUCACCUGAAUGAGGAGAUGGAGGCUCUUCUCAGUGCAGCCAGGGCAGGACUUGAUCAAGAUGUUGAACCAUUGGGAACUCCGCCCACACUACGCCGGCAAAGUUCCUUAAGCAGCUCCUCGCCCAGUUGCCAUGAAGAUCAACAGUCUUUAAGGAGGGUGAAGCAGCAGCUGGGUCUCAGCCCAAAGAAUCUCACUGGGCGGAAGAUCAGUCAACAAAAUCGGUCUGGCUCAUUUCCAAGGAAUGGACUUCAGGAAAUGUCACUACAGAAAGAGCGAUGCCCAGUUCGACAUUUUUCUGCUGCUGAGCUCACCAAUGUCUGAGUUCUUCUGCUGACAAGAACACAUCUAAAGAAUGUCAGAACUGUUGUUUUUCAAAUGCUGGGAUUUCUUUAUCAAAGCAAAUCUUGAUGAAAUCUCAAUGAAAAUUCACAUUUUCAAAAACAGACUGUUAAGCUGUCUGUGGAUAUCACAGAAACCAUUCAAAAGUGCACAUGCAGACCAAACAUUUAUUUACACGUUAAGAUGAAACUGACUAAAAAUUGUGGGAACUGUAUAAUCACAGGUUGUUUGGGAGAAAGGUUGGGAUUUUAAAACUGCACAUAGACCAUUUCACUUCUCAAUAGUAUUGCAAAUCCUGUCUGGUUUAAACUUGCUAUGCAUUGUAAAUCACAACGAGUAUACUACCAAACCCAGGUCAUGUGCAGGUUGUAGCAAAGGUUAUGUUUAACAGCGGAAAUAGUGAGUAAUCAUCAAAGAUAUGACUGAUGUGCAUUUGCAUUCAGUUUAUGACAGACAACUCGCAGUAUAGUAGAUGGAAAGGAAGUGCGUAUGAAAGUACAAGAAUUUGUGGAACUCAUAAUGUUCUUCACUUUUAAAAUGAUGUUACAUUCUAUAACACAAAGUAUACUUUUUCAGGCAAUGUUUUUGUUUUUUGUUUGUUCAUUGUUGUGUUGCUGUUGAGUUACAGUAUCUGUGUAUUUCUAGAACAAUCUUUUAUUCUUCCUGCAAUCUCCACCAUUUCCCACACAGGAUUAAUAAAUUAUUUUAUUGUUCUGAGAAGGAUGCGUAAGAAUGUGUAAAACAGCCCAGCACUCCUUGUUCUGCGUACUAUUAAAACAGUUGCAUCAUGUAUCUUAACUUUAACAGACACAGUGUUGCCUAAUGCAUACUGUAAAUGGUGGACCUUUGUACAGUACCAUUACCAGAUUCGCAGCUUCCCAUAAAGUGGUUAAAUAUUGUUGAGCGUUAGUUCUGCUCUAGGAAUUAAUGCAUUUGAAUGAAUUAUGACUGACAUAGUUGACCUCUCUCUACACAGUGGUGUGUUAUGGGGAGACAAUAUACCGAAUAUUGUAAAUAUUCGUGGUAUUAAAAACCUUUUAUUGCUAUCAUGUUAAUUCUACACCAUAAUUUCAUAAACUAUUCAGCACCCAUUUAAAACAAUGGUCACGAUAGGUACAAACAUUAUCUCUGCCUCCAUACACUUGUAUUUUGAAUGUGAUUCAUUGACUAAAUAGCAGCUAAAACACAAAACAAACAAAAUUUAAAGAUGAAUUUCACUGAUGAAAUCUUUCAUUUCUUUAAAGAAACGCAUUGCAGAAAACACCGUGAUAAUACCAUUAUCACAAUCGUUUGGCCACGAUAACCUUGUUGUGAAAAAUCUGAUAUUGUGACAGCA
This is a messenger RNA of Triplophysa rosa, 4102 nucleotides long. It is a transcript of the gene kazna, whose product is annotated as kazrin, periplakin interacting protein a. The transcript has 16 exons. The coding region runs from base 325 to 2748 and encodes 807 amino acids. Lineage: Eukaryota; Metazoa; Chordata; Actinopteri; Cypriniformes; Nemacheilidae. The record is from RefSeq and is a predicted model, not a curated record. Gene Ontology annotation, molecular function: protein binding.